AUGGCCAUCAUUACUCCACGAACCAAGCUUUUGGUCGGCAUCGACUACGGAACGACAUACUCGGGGGUAUGUUUCGCACUCUCAAAUGCCUCUGAUUUCAAAGAUAUAAACACCUGGACCAAAUACCCCGGCGCGGCCUCACAUAGCGCCCAACAUACCAUCAAAGCCCCGACAAGAGUUGCCUUCCCAGAGGAAAACGACGACCUCGAUAGGACAGCAUGGGGCUACGAAGUCGAAGCAGGCAUGAAAUCGUAUUCCUGGACAAAACUGCUUCUCGAUGAUACUCUGCCUUCCGAGUUUGAUGUCACAGAUACGCACACCACCAUGGAUCCCGAGAUCAUGCGUCUCCCCAACAACAUGUCGGCAAAGGACGUUGCCAGGGAGUAUCUUGCGGGAAUGAGGAAGAUGUUUGACGAGAAUAUCAAGCAGAACAUUGGAGCUCAUGAGCUAGAUGAUCUUCCAAUGGAGUUUUGGAUAACAGUGCCCACCUCGUGGAACGAAAGGACGAAACUCCUUACCAAGAGCGCGGCCAUGGAAGCAGGGUUCGGCAAGAGGGAAGUUGACAGUAUCAGACUCAUCCCAGAGCCGGAAGCGGCAGCACACAUGGCAUUGAAGACCGGCAUCCACCGGUUCGAGGGCUUCGUCAAGCCCAAGACAGGUGUAUUAGUAUGCGAUUGUGGCGGCGGUACCGUGGAUAUUACGACGUAUGAGAUUGAGAGGACGGAACCGACACUCACGCUCCGAGAAAUCGUCGUUGGUGUAGCUAAAAAGAAGAUGAAGCAACUGAAAAAGAAUGCCAACGAUGUCAUUUCUCCAGCCGGCAAAUGCGGUGACACAUGUGUCGAUCGAAACCUCUUGAAACUCCUCUCCAUCGUCAGAGAAAAGAAAUGCCAAAAGCACUACGGCCACGCUCUCGCCGAGGUCUACAAUCCGUCACUUCACAGCAACUACAACACAGAAAGGAGAUGUAUCUACAAAGAUGUCAUGGAUAGAGUUGACAGACUUACCGGCUUCAUGUUCUGGCAGAUUCCAAAGGUUUACUCUCGAAAGGGCACCCUCAUUGAUUCAAAAACCGAAAUCAACUCAGAGUUUGUCAACAAUUAUAGGGGUCCUGUUAUCAAAUCCGGAGAGCAUUUUCUUUACUCGUGUAGUUUAGACGCUGCGCCGAGUACCAUUGACGAUAAUCGCGUCGAGACGAUUGGGAGAAUUCUGUACACCCUGCACGAUCUAGAUUGGUCUCAAGUCCCCAACGUCAAGCAGCUUACAGGCGAGAAUGGGGAGACGUGCACCGAGAUCCCUCUAGUUCUCAACAUUCGCCUGGAUGAUGAAGUGGGCCAUUUGGUGUUUCGCAUCUUGUGUAAUGGGAGAGAGGCUGGGAAAGCAAAAUUGGACUUGGAUUAUUAG
Messenger RNA from Trichoderma aggressivum f. europaeum, 1404 nucleotides. RefSeq lists its product as uncharacterized. Gene Ontology annotation, molecular function: ATP binding; ATP-dependent protein folding chaperone. The record is from RefSeq and is a predicted model, not a curated record. Bases 1 to 1404 code for a protein of 467 amino acids. The transcript has 6 exons. Lineage: Eukaryota; Fungi; Ascomycota; Sordariomycetes; Hypocreales; Hypocreaceae.